UUCAUACAUUUCGUACGAUUUUAUUUUUUUUUACAAUCAUUUUAUUUAAUGGCUCCUACACGUGGUGCACGCUCCUUUAUGCGUGCAUGUAACAAGUCUGCCGGAACCCAAACAGAAACUUGGCGCGACCUGUUCGAAUUGUUAUAUUGCGACGAUGACAUGGACAAUAGCAUAGGGAUUGAAGCUGCUGAGUAUAUCAAUCCCGGCAUCUAUGACGUGUCUCCUUAUCUAUCUCAAGAUAGUGAUUUUAACCAUGUCAAAAGUGCAAAACACACAUUGUAUCGACCGAUUCGCAUGACCCCAGAGCCUAGAUCAAAAAUUCUGCAGUACUUUUCUAUAUUUAUAUCUCUUAUCAUACUCACUCUGUUCAUCUGUUGGCUAUUAGACAUUUAGCAUGUAGCGUAGUGUUUUUCAUACGUUUAUUACACAUAAUUCACGUGUUCACUGAUAACUAAAUUGUUUGUUAGUUAAUUGUUAUUUUUAGCUGCUAUACAAAUAUAAGUUUAAUGCAACGAGGCGUAACUUAGUUU
Drosophila hydei is the source of this 530-nucleotide messenger RNA. RefSeq lists its product as uncharacterized. The record is from RefSeq and is a predicted model, not a curated record. NCBI's taxonomy places the organism in Eukaryota, Metazoa, Arthropoda, Insecta, Diptera, Drosophilidae. The transcript is spliced from 2 exons. Bases 49 to 393 code for a protein of 114 amino acids.